This is a messenger RNA of Camellia sinensis, 891 nucleotides long. The record is from RefSeq and is a predicted model, not a curated record. Lineage: Eukaryota; Viridiplantae; Streptophyta; Magnoliopsida; Ericales; Theaceae.
AUGCAGCCAUUUUCGGAUCCUAUUCCUGAUGAAGACAACUUUGAGCAUGAUGGAGAUGGAGGUUGGCCUUUCCAUAAUUUUGUCGAACAACUCAUUGUUGAUAUGUUUGAUCCUGGUAAGCUCUUGUGUAUUCUUUUCUGCAAUUUUGAUCUUCCAGUAUUAUUUUUACUGAAUAAGAGUUUCUCUGAUUAUAUGUUGUCAGUUUGGGAGGUACACCAUGGUAGUGUCAUGGCUCUAAGAGAAAUUUUAACCCAUCAGGGUGCUUGUGCGGGAGUUUAUAUGCUUGACCUGAGUUCUGAUGAUCCAUUUUCUAAAACAAAAGAUAAAGGUCUUGAAGUGACAGUGAAGAGAGAAAGAGAAAUUGAUUUUAAUAUGCAAGUGCCAGCAGAUGAGAUUGAGCCAAACCUGAAGAGGCCAAAGGUUGAAGAUUCAUGGUCUCCAUUAACGGUUACAAGUACAAUAAUCUCUGCCAGUGGGGAUGAUAAGUUUGAUGCCUGUGUAAAGGUUGAAGAUAGUGAAAGGAAUUUGUCUGCUGCACCAACUAAUGGUGAACUUAAUUUUAGUUCUGUUAAGAUAGAGCCUCAAUCAUGCACUGAUGGUCAUGAAGAUCCGGCUAUGGCUGAGGCAAAGGGUUCCUGUGAAGAUAAUUGUUCAAUGGGGAAGAUGAAUACACUGAAAAGUCUUCCUGAAAAUUGUGUGCUGAUGAACUUGGUUAAAGUGACUAGUUUUGGAGACUAUGUCUCUGAUCAGGUUGUUGCUCCAAUACGAGAAACUUGUGCACAAGCAUUAGGUGCUUGUAGACCAGAAUGGGAAGUUCGACAUGGGAGUCUUUUGGGUACCAAAUAUUUGGUUGCUGUGCGACAGGUCCCACACGGGACCCACAUGGUGUAG